Messenger RNA from Coregonus sp. 'balchen', 6668 nucleotides. Lineage: Eukaryota; Metazoa; Chordata; Actinopteri; Salmoniformes; Salmonidae. The record is from the annotation of a GenBank genome assembly.
UACACAGACAAAACAGGCCGGCCCUAUUCUGUUGUGUCCGUCUGCAGUAAAAUGCAAUGAUCUAAGAAUUUGUGUGCACGAUCACACAGAUCAGAAUAGUGUGUCUUGUAUAUGAAAUAAUCGUAAUAUUUCUGAAACUAUGCAGUGUCCAGAUGACACUAGUCAAAAUACCCCAGAAAAGAAAAGCAGUCUGUCUUCUGCUCAAAGAAGAGCAGAAAUUCGUAGACGAAAAUUGCUCAUGAAUUCCGAAGACAGAAUGAACAGAAUUGUGGGUUUCACCAAAGCUGAAGCUGAAAACAACGGUAAGGAAAACCUAAGUGGUGGUCAAUGGUUUGCUGGCUGAUAAGACAAGCAAAUUGUUUAGCUUUUUAGCUUAUAUUAGCUUGCAGCUAGCUUCAAUGGACAGUCAGACCAUUACUCUGUUCCAGCUGGCUGAUAGGCGUUAUUAGAUCAAUCAAUCACAUUUAUUUAUAAAGCCCUUUUUACAUUGGUAGUUGUCACAAAGUGCUUAUACAGAAACACAGCCUAAACCCCCAAAGAGCAAGCAAUGCAGAAGCACAGUGGCUAGGUACAACUCCCUUGAAAGUCAGAAACCUAAGGGACAGAUCGAAAUUUAAUGUCAGUGUUGUAGCAUGCCACCGGCAUAUCUCUAUAUCUGCGAUUAGGCCUAAACUUCUCUUCCUUUAUAUAGACAUUAUAUGUAUUAAAAUAUUAAUAUCAUAGUGGACACGUAAGUCUAUAGGCCUAUUUAUGCAAUGCCCUGAUACAUUUAGUGCUCAAAUCUCAGACAGCUGAACCGUGAGGUGGACUAUUAUUGUUUUAGGAAAGUAGCCUAAAAAAAAGGCUAUGAAGUUUUGCAUAUGCUACACAUUGAAACACAAGGAAUAGUGUUUUUGUAAUUUGUAUAGGCUGUUUUUAAGGACACGUAAAUGUGGCUCAUUUGGCCAACAUCCCUCAUUUAUUGAUGGCGCUGGCUGCACCAGGUUGGAUCUGAAUGCAUAUGGAUGUCCGUUAAAUUUCUCAAAUGUCCGGUAAAAUAAAAUCUUCCCUGUCAUGUUGUCCGGGGCCAAAUUUUCCUGAAGGAAACUCUGAAAUGGCAUAUUGUUUUUAUGAAGAUCUUAGAAUAUUCACAUGAAAAUCUGUCGCCAAUUCGAUGGAAAACUAGCUAUAGACACCCUAAAGACUCUGGCAAGUGCUCUAGUCCAGUAUCACUGAUUACGUCAGCACAUCAUGGUUCACCAGCAGCCCCAAACAUCUAAAGAAUAAGCUACCAGCCAAACAAGCUUGUAAGAAUUGUACUUUAACUCCCCCCUCAUACUCAUCUUUUCGUCUCUAUCUCUGUAAUGUGUCUGUAUCUACAGUAUGUAAUUGUAUAUGUAUUUAUGUACAAAAUGGGGACCACAAAGGAAAUUAGUCCCCGACUUUAUCGUGCAAAUCCCAGUCGCUUAAACAAAUCUUUGUGUAUAUAUGUAUUUUUUUAACUGACAAAUAAAAUUAAUCAAUCCAAACUGUGCAGUGGCCAAUUGAUGAAUGGAAAGAGACAUCUGUUUCAAAACACCAAAAAGUUUAAUGACAUUCGGAGAUUGUCAAGCCAAGCCUUCGAUACUGGGUAGGCCUACAAGGUAGGGAGGGAUGUAUUUUCUGUUUGUCGAGAUUGGCAUAGUCUAUUUACUGUGGUGUUGAAAACACAAACCAUGAUAUUGAAGUGUCCGAAGUCGGUAUGCUUUGUUUAUUGGUUGUGUGGUGCAUUGGCAGAGAAACCUGUUGGUGGAACAAUUGUUGCAUAUAUUUUAUAUAAUUAUAAAUAUGGCAUCAAAAAGUUGAAAAUCUGAUUUCCCCCUAGCUGAUCAUUGUCUGCAGACAGCUCUGAUUGUAGUGUAAUGAAACAGGAGAGUGAGCUCGUCCGUGGUGGUCGUUGAAACCUCAACCUUCUUGCCCGUAGCCCUGCGUGGCAUCGACUGCCACAAAAGCAUGCUGAAGUGGCAAAGUCGAUAUUCACUUUUAUAAACACAGGGUCACUACAGUUAUUGUUAUUUGUAAACAUUAUUUUGAGUUAAUUCUAUGAGGGGGGAUGGUGUUUCAUUUAUUUUACAGUACAAGGAGAGGGUCAUGUGAAAACAAUUUUACCGUUGGGGAGGGGGGUGCAUUAUUUUCUUUUUUAUAACUAAUUGAAACUUGCCGACCAGAAAAGCAAGGCGAAGCAAUUCAGCAGGCAUUCUUGAAAGUCAGGACAAUCCUUGUCCUGUAUAGAAACAUAAUUUUCUGUUGAAGAAAUAGAUUUUGCAAGCAGUAGGCAUUUAGAAUUAAAUGUAGAGCGGAGCUUAUAGUUACAUGACAUCACGUGCCCCGCGUACCUUCAAAAGUAUUAGGCAAUCAUCAUUUAUUCAGAAAACCGUUACCAUCAUCAUUUGUCUCAAUAAAGAAAGUUUGACAAAACAGAUACAUUUUUUUGUCGAUCUUUAGAAAGUUCUCCUAUAUCUGCCGUUAACAUUACAUAUGGCGCAAAAAUUUUUUUUGCGGCAUUGCUUUUGUUGAAUGAACUUGGGUCAAUGGAAACCUGCCUAAUGUCUUAUAAACAUCCAUGUUCGUUUGAAUUUAGAAAAUGCUCUGUUAUUAAAUAAAAUAAAUAUUUUGCUCCAUGAAGUAAUCCAACAAUGUUUACGCCGCCAUCUUGUCUAUUUCAAAUCUUCUCUCAUUGAUAAGGUUGGUCGAAAAUUCACAUUAGCCUGUUACAAUCUACUAGCUACUGUGGACCAGUGGCGUGUAUUCAUGGAUGCCAAGGGAAGCCAGGCUUCCCCAAAAAAGUUUUAAAAAAUAUAUAUAUAUGUUAUUGAUAUUUUGUCUCUCUGUGUUUCAUAAAUUACCUUCAAUUCACAAGAGGCUGAAUGUAUCUCACCUGAGAGAGCAAGUGAGCGAAUGAAACAGCACCCCUCUCGUUUCAGUAUGUGUAGCCCAGCUAUCUGAUGCUGUCUGGUCAAAAAGAGUAUGACGUUGUUCCUGCCCAUAGCAUUGAAUGCAAGGGAAGCCAGCGAGCAUUUGAUAAAAAGUAUAAAUAAUAGCCAAUCAGCGUUAAGCUAAACUGAGUGAGCUCAACUGUGAAUGGUCCUGGUGCACCAAAAAAAAGUGUAAUGGGAAGCCAGUUUGGAUUUGGAUUCACACCAAUCACAUCAGAAGCCAAACCUCAUUGACAGAAAAAACUUGAAUUGUUGCAUCCUGUUGUGUCGUUGUCCUCCAGUGGCUAGCUAGCUAAAAUGAUCCCUUUCCUAAGUUAGCCAUGGAUGGAGAUUUGGACUUGUGGUUUUACUUAGUUCUCCGUACUGGCCAAUGAUUAUAACGGCGAUUCUGAUCCAACCAUAAAUUCAUACAUUGUGCCCCUGGCCUGAGAGGAUGGAAGUUCAACAUGUAGCUAGAUGUAGUAGGCUAAUGUUAACUAGCUGGCCUGGCGCAUCGUUGCCCAUGAAAGGAAGUUAGGCUAGUGAGCAAUUACUUUAACCAGGUAGCCUAGGACAACAAAAACUAAAAGCACGUACUGUAUGACAGAGUCAUAGACCGUUUAGGCAACAUAAAAGAGGAGGAUGGCAUUGGUGUUUCUCUACAAGUAGGGUGAUUCAACAUGUUUUUUCUACUUGCACGCACACACACACAGAAAUCAGUACCAUGGACAGCCAUAUUUAGCUUAUGUUGAUUGGACUAAAUAGUUUUUGGUGUCUUUUAGUUGUCACUGUAUUAGACUAAGCGUUAGAUGAUGUUGAAAUGUCGAAGUUGAAAUGGUGCCGCUAUAGUGGAAGCAGCACCUGUUCUCUUUGCAACUUGCGGUUCUAAAUCAAUAGUUGUUUAGUAGGUCGAAAAUGUCUGAAUCAGUAACUCGCUUGACCAUGCUGUAGGUCAUGUAACUGUUUGUUACAUGCAAUAUGUUUUGUGGAGUUCACCAGACAGAUGUUGCUCUCCGGUUUUGCUCUCCGGUUUUGUGAUUAAAUAAAGGUGUGGUUAAAUUUAUUCUGCCACUUUCUUCUUAUUAGCUCGGCCUUAGGCUUAUAUAUAACGGUGUCAAGAUAUCUAACAGGUUAUAGAGCAAACAACGCAAUUAUCACAACACACGUUGUAAUAAGGCUUUUUUUCCUGGCUUGGCUUCCCCGUUGAUUUUACCCGCUACUGCUAUGGACCAUGAUGCAGUGAGCUAGAAAAGAAACCUUGCAUCAGUGUGAAAUGUGCUGCAGUUAUGUAGUAAUGACAAUUGAGCGCUCUUCUGUAUUAUCUAACAAGCUUACUGAUGUAAAGUUGGAUUCAAUUUAUCCAUAUAUAGAAUCUCUAUGGUCAUAUCACAGAUAAAUCAAGUUAGCCUAAUACAUUACACUGACAAUGCCAUGUCAAUCCCGCCCUUGUCCCAACAGGAGCGUCCAGAAGUGUUACGGCACCCAGGUUCCAUCUAGACUUGGACAGGAGCGAGUCGUGGUCAACAUACCCCUCCCCCAGACUGUCUCCAUUCCUCACAGAGGCAGUAGGCAGCAGCCACCCCUACAGUGAUCUCCCAGAGAGGAGAGGGUAUCCCCUGCCAGACAGCAGCGAGGUGCUGGGUGGCGGUGUGGACAAGGAUGUGACACUGGGGGUCCGUCAGAGGCCACGGGGAGAGGCCCAGCUGGCAGCUGAUGAGCCCAGCCGCUCCGGAUCCCCAUGCAGAGGGUUGCAAAAGUACCUGUCCCGCUUUGAUGAUGCCAUGAAGCUCCGAGGCCAACUGGCUAAUGAGAAACAAGCCCAGGAUGCAGCUGGCUCUGACCCAGAUGAGUUGGACUCCUUCAAGCUCUUCAGGCUUGUUGGCAGUGUCCUCCUCGCUAUCUUUGUCAGGGUUUUUGUCUGCAAGUAUCUGGUGAGUCUGAUCAGAAAGGUCUUGUCCCUUCCCUUGAGAGCUUUGAUUUUGUUCAAUACCACUGACUUAUUCUGUCUUAGAUUCUGCCGCAUGUAUGGUAAUAUGAGAGUAAGGAUUUGUUGUAGCAGUUCUUUAACUAGGCUAUACUCUUCCCUUUUGCAGUCCAUAUUCGCACCAUUCCUCACCCUCGAACUGGCCUACAUGGGGUUGUACAAAUAUUUUCCAAAGGUAAGAGAUACCGAUUCACCAUUAGGCAUUACUAUAUAGUAAAUGGAGCACAGAUACACUACAUGACCAAAAGUAUGUGGACACCUGCUCCUCGAACAUCUCAUUCCAAAAUCAUGGGCAUUAAUAUGGAGUUGGUCCCCCCCUUUGCUGCUAUAACAGCCUCCACUCUUCUGGGAAGGCUUUCCACUAGAUGUUGGAACAUUGCUGCGAGGACCUGCUUCCAUUCAGCCACAAGAGCAUUAGUGAGGUUGACACUGAUUUUGGGUGAUUAGGCCUGGCUCGCAGUCAGCGUUCCAAUUCAUCCCAUCCCUCUGUGUAGGCCAGUCAAGUUCUUCCACACCGAUCUCGACAAACCAUUUCUGUAUGGACCUCGCUUUGUACACCGGGGCAUUGUCAUGCUGAAACAGGAAAGGUCCUUCCCCAAACUGUUGCCACAAAGUUGGAAGCACAGAAUAAUCUAGUGUGUCAUUGUAUGCUGUAGCGUUAAGAUUUCCCUUCACUGGAACUAAGGGGCCUAGCCCGAACCAUGAAAAACAGCCCCAAACCAUUAUUACUCCUCCACCAAACUUUACAGUUGGCACUAUGUAUUGGGGCAGGUAGCGUUGUCCUGGCAUCCGCCUAAACCACAUUAGUCCGUCGGACUGCCAGAUGGUGAAGCGUGAUUCAUCACUCCAGAGAACGCAUUUCCACUGCUCCAGAGUCCAAUGGCAGCGAGCUUUACACCACUCCAGCCGAUGCUUGGCAUUGCGCAUGGUGAUCUUAGGCUUGUGUGCGGCUGCUCGGCCAUGGAAACCCAUUUCAUGAAGCUCCCUACGAACAGUUCUUGUGCUGACGUUGCUUCCAGGGGCAGUUUGGAACUCGGUAGUGAGUGUUGCAACCAAGGACAGACACUUUUUACACGCUUCAGCACUCAGCAGUUCUGUUCUGUGAGCUUGUGUGGCCUACCACUUUGCGUCUGAGCCGUUGUUGCUCCUAGACCUUUCCACUUCACAAUAACAGCACUUACAGUUGACCGGGGCAGCUCUAGCAAGGUAGACAUUUGACGAACUGACUUGUGGGAAAGGUGGCAUCCUAUGACGGUGCCACGUUGAAAGUCACUGAGCUCUUCAGUAAGGCCAUUCUACUGCCAAUGUUUUGUCUAUGGAGUUUGCAUGGCUGUGUGCUCGAUUUUAUACACCUGUCAGCAACUGGUGUGCUGAAAUAGCCGAAUCCACUAAUUUGAAGGGGUGUUCACAUACUUUUGUAUAUAUAGUGUAUACCAAAUGGGUCAGGCAUAUAUGGUCAUAACCUGUGUAUUAUGCCUACAUACACGUGUAAAAACUUUCCGUCAUCCACCAGGUUGAGAAGAAGAUGCAAACCACAGUGCUGACUGCCGCGCUCCUGUUGUCUGGUAUCCCUGCUGAGGUCAUCAACCGCUCCAUGGACACCUACAGGAAGAUGGGCGACGUCUUCGCUGACCUCUGUGUCUACUUCUUCACAUUGAUCCUCAGUCACGAGAUCGUGCUGUUGGUUGGUCCAGAAGAGACUUGAGACUCCCUGAUGGACAGGAAGUCCCUGUGCUAUGGCGUUGUCACAG